AUGACGGCUCCGCCGUCCCCUGUCCCGGCCCCGCAGCUGCACCCUGACGGCCCCGCCGAGCCGCCCAGCAGCAGCCGAGCCGCCCAGCCGCAGCCGAGCCGCCAGCAGCAGCUGAGCCGCCCAGCAGCAGCCGCGCCGCCCAGCAGCAGCCGAGCCGCCCAGCCGCAGCCGAGCCGCCCAGCAGCAGCCGAGCCGCCCAGCCGCAGCCGAGCCGCCCAGCAGCAGCUGAGCCGCACAGCAGCAGCCGAGCCGCCCAGCAGCAGCCGAGCCGCCCGGUACCCGUGCCGCCCGAGCCGCCCGACCCAGCCCGAGCUGCCUGCUGCUGUCCUACCCGACUCUCCUAGCCCGGUGAGACUUUCAGCUGCUGCCAUGGCCACCCCCAAUGUUCUUACUUUUGACGCUGAGGGGAGGGCCAUUGACUUUGCCGUCUGGAUUGAAGACCCGCAGCUGUACUUACUGUGUGAUGCGAUAGAUGAGGUCUCUCUCUUUGACUUUGUCUCUGGCACUGUCCCUGCCCCGCCUGCUGAUGCUGACUCUGCUGCUCGCUCCAAGUGGGCGACCCGCGAUGCUGCUGCACGUCUUGCUGUGCGUCGCCACCUCCCUUCCUCUAAGCGUGCCCACUUUAGUCAGUGCAAGACCGCUCAGGCCUUGUACGACGCUGUAGUUGCACGCUACUCCUCCCUUCCUUCCUCCGCUACCCUUAGCCGCCUCAUGCUACCGUUUCUCUUCCCUGACCUCGCUUCCUUUCCCACUGUUGCUGACCUCGUUACCCACCUCCGCGCUAGUGACACCCGCUACCGCGCUGCCCUUCCUGCUGAGUUCCGCGCUGCCAACCCUCCUCCCAUGUACAUCACUCUCUACUUUCUCGUCACCCGUCUCCCUGAGUCCCUUCGUGUCGUUAGGGACCAGUUUCUCUCUGUCUGUCCCACCACUCUCACUGUCGACCUCCUUGAGGAGUCCCUGCUAGCGGCUGAGAAGAGUAUUGUCGCUGUAGGGGCCUCUCGGGCCUCUGCCGCUGCGGCCGACCUCGCUGGUUUUGAGUCGGUCGGCGCGGCGUCUGCCCCCAGCGGCAGACGCCGCUCUGGCAAGGGCAAGGGGGGCAAGGGAGCGGGUGGAGCUAGAGGGGGCGGUGGAGGAGGCGGUGGGGGUGGAGGGGGGAGUGGGGGUGGCGGUGGGGGUGGUGGCGGGAGUGGAGGUACUGGUGGCGGCGGUGGAGGCGGAGGUGGCGGUGGAGGUGGUAGCGGAGGAGGCGGUGGGAGCGGUGGGAGCGACGGUCCUGGUGGGGGAGGUGGCGGUGGAGACGGGGGUGGCGGUGGAGGCGGGGGUGGCGGUGGAGGCGGGGGUCGGAGUGGCUCGUCCCAGCGGAGCAGCUCUGGGGGUGGUCAGCGCCAGCAGCAGCAGCAGCAGCAGCAGCAGCACCAGCAGCCGCAGCAGCAGCAGCGCUCUCGCACCGUCCCCGGCCCUCAGCAGCUCCGUGAGUGGUACUUGCAGCGUCAGCGCGGUGGUGCGCUUGGUCCCUGCCCCUACGUUCUUCGCACCGGUGACCGUGCAGGGGAGAGGUGUGGAGGCGCCCACACAGCCCGUCGCUGCUUUGGCCGCCUGACCGACGCCUGGCGUCAGCAGUUUCCGGAGGCCGCUGAGAUCCCCCGCUGGGGAGAGCUGUCUAGGGCUGGAGUAGCUAUUUAUGAUCUUGACUUUGAUGCUAUUCUCUCUGCUAUGUAUGCUGUGACUGGUAGUGAUGAGGAUGACUGUUACCGGUGUUUCCCGCCCGACCCGGGCAUUGGUACUGCCGCGUCAGGUACUAGUGAGGCUGCUGCUCUAGGUGCCAGUACGUCUGUGCGCUCAGGUGCUGGUGAGUCCGCCCUCUCAGUCGACCGGUUGCGUCUGGCUGACCCCUCUGGGGGACCUGUCCUGUCUCGCUUCUCCACUGUCCUCCCGUGUCCGGCGGCCCCCUCUGGCACCCUGACUGGUCUCUACCUCCCCUCGUUCUCGACGAACUUGGUGAGUGGUGCUGACCUCCAGGAUGCAGGUGUCCACCAGUUCACCCCUGCUCGUCAGCGGGUGACCCACUGUACGGAGGCGGAUACAGGUCGUCACCUGGCUACGUUUACACGUCGGCCAGGGUCAAGCCUGUACACACUGACCACUACUUCUCCUCCAGGUACUGCGUCUGGUAGGGUCCCCUCGUCUGGUCAGGUGUUUUCUGCAGCGUCCAGGUCUGGUCCUGAGUCUGCCCCCUGUUUGUGUCGUCGUCUGUCUCACGAGACCCUCCUCUGGCACCACCGCCUUGGCCACCCCUCUCUGCUCCGGCUCAGAGGCAUGGCCUCACGGGGGCGCCAGCGUGCUGCCCCUCACUCCUCCCAGUUUCCUCCGACAGAGGCCCCGUUGCAGACGCUUCACAUGGACGUGUGGGGCCCAGCCCGCGUCCGUGGACAGGGUCAGGAGCGCUACUUCCUGCUGGUGGUUGACGACUACUCGCGUUACACCACAGUCUUCCCUUUGCGCAGCAAGGGUGAGGUCACUGCGGUGUUGAUCGACUGGAUCCGCGCAGCUCGUCUCCAGCUUCGGAGGAGCUUUGGCUCUGACUUCCCUGUUUUGCGUCUGCACUCGGACAGAGGCGGAGAGUUCUCCUCUGGCCUCCUGAGUGCCUACUGUCGUGCGCGAGGCAUCCGUCAGACCUUCACGCUUCCGGACUCACCACAGCAGAAUGGGAUUGCUGAGCGCCGCAUUGGCAUGGUCAUGGACGUCGCUCGUACGUCCAUGAUGCAUGCAGCUGCUCCCCAUUUUCUGUGGCCGUUUGCGGUCAGGUACGCUGCGCACCAGAUCAACCUCCACCCCAGGGUCUCUCGACCGGAGACCUCCCCAGCCCUGCUGUGGACGGGGAAGGUUGGCGAUGCGUCGGCGUUCCGGGUCUGGGGAUCUCGGGCGUUUGUUCGCGACCUGACUGCGGACAAGCUGUCCCCUCGUGCUUCUCCCUGCGUCUUCCUGGGGUUCCCCCCCGACGCCCCUGGGUGGCAGUUUUACCACCCCACCUCUCGACGUGUUCUGUCCUCCCAGGACGUCACGUUCGACGAGUCGGUACCCUACUACCGCCUCUUCCCCUACCGCACUCCGUCCCUCCCCCCUCCCCCGCUCUUCUUGGUACCAGGUCCCCCCCCGGUAGUCCCCCUCCCCCCUCAGGGUCCUGCCCCUUCAGGUGUGUCCCAGGUAGACGCGGUCGAGCCUGUCGAGGUCACUGGUGACUCUGGUGCUGCUGCGGGAGCUGAGCCUGGAGGUGCGGAGUCUGGGGGUGCUGAGCCUGGGGGUGCUGUGCCUGGGGGUGCUGAGUCUGGGGGUGCUGAGCCUGGGGGUGCUGUGCCUGGGGGUGCUGAGUCUGGGGGUGCUGAGCCUGGGGGUGCUGAGCCUAGGGGUGCUGAGCCUGGGGGUGCUGAGCCUGGGGGUGCUGAGCCUGGGGGUGCUGAGCCUGGGGGUACUGUGCCUGGGGGUGCUUCGUCUCGCCGGGAGCCACUCUCCCCACAGGAGCUGCGUGAGUGGUUUACCAGGCGCUGGAGGCGUGCUGCUGGUGCUGGUGGUUCUUCGCCUGCAGUAGGUACUGCUGCCGCGCGUCCCGACGGUGCUCGUACUGUGGGUGCUGGAGCUGCUCGGUCUGAGGGUUCUCCUGGAGCUGGUGCUGCUGAGGGUGUUGGCGCUGAGCCUGCCGCUGGUGGUCCGACUGACAGUGCUCCUGGUGCUGCUACUGGGGGUUCUGGAGCUUCUGGAGGUGCUGCUGGAGGUGCUGCUGGCGUGGGUGCUCCUGACGGGGUGGCUGGUGCUGUUCCUGCUGUUUCUGGUGUCGCCGUGCGGCCCCGACCGUACUUCGUUCCGCUCCUGCAGCAGGUUCUUAGUCUUGCACCUCCUCCUGCUCCCUUAGAGGGUCCACAGCCUGUUCGGUCACAGCCACAGCUACAGCCUGCCUCCCCUUUGCCUGCUCCUUCUCCCUACGCUGGUCCGACUGGAGGUCUUACUGAGCGUCGUGAGCCUGCGUCUCGUCCUGCGUCGCCUGUUCGUACUGAGCGCGCUAGUGGUCGCGGGUCGCGUCAGCGUCCUCCUCCUGUCCCUGGCACGCACCGGAUGUCACUGCGUCCGUCCACUGCUCCUCUGCGUGCCCCUUUGCCUUCUCCUCCUCCUUCCUCUCUUCCUGCUCUUGCCGACCCGGAGUCGGACUCUCUUCGUGCUGCCAGUCCUACUGUCACGCGUCUCCUUGCUACUGCUGUCACUGACCCUUCCUUCGAGUCGUCUGCUGCGUCUGCCCUUGUCACUGAGCUUGUCGACUUUGCUGCGCGCUGUCGUCUAGACUACGCUGCUCGUCUUGUCGCUGAGUCUGAGUCCGCCUGUCCUCCGUCCGUCGGGGGUGAGUGUGCCCUUGGCACGGACGUCCUAGAGGACAGGCAGGAGGAGUUACAGUGUCUAGCGGCUGCUUCACCUCAUCUCGCGUCUGUACUGCUUGCCCCUGAGGGAGACCCGGAUGCACUAGACAUCCCGACUCCGCGUUCUUACGCGGAGGCCGUAGAGGGUCCCUACUCCUCUCAGUGGCAGGCAGCUAUGGAUGCAGAGAUGGCUUCCUGGAAGUCCACAGGCACCUACGUUGACGCGGUUCCCCCUCCUGGGGCGAACAUCGUCAGUGGCAUGUGGAUCUUCAGGGUGAAGCGGCCGCCGGGCUCCCCGCCUGUCUUCAAGGCGCGUUACGUGGCUCGUGGCUUCAGUCAGCGGCAGGGAGUUGACUACUUUCAGACCUUCUCUCCCACCCCGAAGAUGACCACUCUUCGGGUGCUGCUGCACAUUGCCGCUCAGCGCGACUACGAGCUUCACUCUCUCGACUUCAGCACUGCGUUCCUGCAGGGUAGCCUGCACGAGGAGAUCUUGCUGCGCCGUCCGCCUGGCUUCACUGGGACUUUCCCUCCUGGCACCCAGUGGAGCCUCCGACGGCCAGUCUACGGUCUCCGCCAGGCACCGCGUGAGUGGCACGACACACUGAGGACUACGCUUGCGGCUCUUGGGUUUGCUCCUUCUACUGCUGACCCGUCGCUGUUUCUUCGCACCGACACUUCCCUGCCGCCGUUCUACAUCCUCGUGUACGUCGACGACUUGGUCUUUGCCACAGCGGACACUGCUGGACUCGCCUACGUGAAGUCCGAGCUGCUGAAGAGACACACGUGCACAGACCUGGGUGAACUGCGCAGCUACCUUGGCUUGCAGAUCACUCGGGACAGAGCACGUCGCACCAUUACCCUGACUCAGUCACACAUGGUGCAGCAGGUCCUUCAGCGCUUCGGCUUCACGUACUCCUCGCCUCAGGCCACUCCUCUGCCUACUCGCCACUCACUCUCAGCUCUGCCUUCGGAUGAGUCCGUAGAGUCGAGUGGUCCGUAUGCAGAGCUUGUUGGCUGCCUCAUGUACCUGAUGACCUGCACACGACCUGACCUUGCAUACCCUCUGAGCAUUCUUGCACGCUAUGUUGCUCCUGGGAGACACAGACCGGAGCACAUGGCUGCAGCGAAGAGGGUAUUGCGCUACCUGUGCAGUACGUCGGGCAUGGGGCUAGUGCUUGGAGGGCGGAGUCCAGUGGUCCUUACCGGCCACGCGGACGCUUCUUGGGCUGACGACCAGGCUACGCAGCGGUCGUCACAGGGUUACACCUUCAGCCUUGGUUCCGGUUCUGUCUCGUGGCGGUCUACUCGCUCGUCUUCAGUUCUCGGCUCCAGUUGUGAGGCUGAGAUCUACGCCGGGGCCAUGGCUGCACAGGAGCUUCGCUGGCUCACCUACCUGCUGACCGACCUUGGAGAGCCGCCUCGUUCUCCUCCAGUGCUGUACGUAGACAACAAGGCCAUGCUGGCCUUGUGUCGAGAGCAGCGCUUGGAGCACAGAACGAAGCACAUUGCUCUCCGCUACUUCCUUGCUCGUGAGCUGCAGCAGCGUGGUCAGUUGCGACUUGCUUACGUGGCCUCUGAGGCCAACACUGCUGAUGUGUUCACCAAGGCACUUGCGCCUUGUGACCAUCAGCGCUUUUGUACCCAGCUGGGUCUUGUACCUGUCUUGCCUCACUUGCUCUCUUCUUGA
Messenger RNA from Closterium sp. NIES-65, 6096 nucleotides. The record is from the annotation of a GenBank genome assembly. Lineage: Eukaryota; Viridiplantae; Streptophyta; Zygnematophyceae; Desmidiales; Closteriaceae.